GGCGCCGGGCAUAAGCCCUAACUCUGGGAUCUAGGUCUUGAUUGAUGGAGCGCUGUCGAGCUCGUCUCGCGCGGAGCCGCUCGCCGCUACUGCGAUGGUAUUCCGCGGCCUCCAGGGAUCCCUCUCAGCAGCGCCUGUGCUUGCUCCACCUGAGGAGCUACCUCCACACGGAGUGUGUAGAUUCUCCGUUGCAUUUGCGGCGAUCGCAAGUAUGGAACAGGAAAGUGGUGUUGUUGGAUCGACUGGAAUCGGAGUUCCAGAAAAUCCCGAGACGGGGAUUUGCUGCUGGGGGGGAAGGUGAUAUCAUCGUCCCUUCAAUGGGAGAGUCGAUCUCAGAUGGGAGCUUGGCUUCUUUUUCUAAGCAGGUUGGGGAUGCUGUUAACGUUGACGAUGUGAUUGCACAGAUAGAGAGCGAAAAGGUGACUAUCGAUGUUCGCAGUCCUGUUGCUGGCACUUUGAAAGAGAUCGUUGUCAAAGUCGGCACGACAGUGAAGCCGGGCGAUAAGAUUGCCUUUGUUGCGAAAGGGGAUACUUCUGGUAAAUCUUCCGCUCCACCGCCGCCACCACCAAAGUUUGAAGAAAAGCCGUCGCCGCCUCCCAAAGAGGCAACAGCAAAGUCAGCUCCACCUCCUCCGCAACCGCCGCCGCCGCCGCCGCCACCGUCCUCACCGCCGCUGCCUUCAACAGAACCACAACUACCUCCCAAAGAAAGGGAGCGACGAGUUCCCAUGACGCGCAUCAGGAAAAGAAUUGCCACUCGUCUAAAAGAUGCUCAAAACACCUUGGCGUUGCUCACGACUUUCAACGAAGUUGACAUGACAAAUGCAAUGGCUUUGCGUGCAAAGUACAAGGACGAGUUUCAAGAAAAACAUGGAGCAAAGCUUGGGUUCAUGUCGGUGUUUGUCAAGGCUGCUGUUAGCGCUUUGCAGGCGCAGCCCGUUGUAAACGCUGUGAUCGACGGAGAUGACAUCAUUUACAGAGACUACGUCGACAUCAGCAUUGCUGUUGGAACUCCAAAGGGCCUGGUGGUGCCCGUGGUCAGGGGUUGUGAGAAGAUGAACUUUGCAGAUGUGGAGAAAACAAUUGCCAAGCUCGCGAAGAAAGCAAACGACGGAACCAUUACUAUCGAUGAUAUGGCCGGCGGGAGCUUUACCAUCUCCAACGGUGGAGUAUACGGCAGUUUGAUCAGCACACCCAUUGUCAAUCCUCCUCAGUCUGCUAUUCUCGGAAUGCAUUCCAUCCAGAAGCGUCCCGUGGUGAUUGGCAACGAAAUAGUCAUCCGACCGAUGAUGUACAUUGCUUUGACAUACGAUCACAGGCUGAUCGACGGCAGAGAGGCGGUUCUUUUCUUGCGGCAAGUCAAGGACGUGGUUGAAGACCCAGCUCGUUUGGUUCUGGACCUCUAAAACGAUCUGGUACGCGGCUUUGAUUUUUAUCUAAAUUUUUGGAUCCGUAAAUUUCACUCGCAAUAAAACUUAACCCAGUAGUGUUGUGUUUUUCCAGUU
This is a messenger RNA of Selaginella moellendorffii, 1505 nucleotides long. RefSeq names its product dihydrolipoyllysine-residue succinyltransferase component of 2-oxoglutarate dehydrogenase complex 1, mitochondrial. The coding region runs from base 45 to 1406 and encodes 453 amino acids. NCBI's taxonomy places the organism in Eukaryota, Viridiplantae, Streptophyta, Lycopodiopsida, Selaginellales, Selaginellaceae. Gene Ontology annotation, cellular component: oxoglutarate dehydrogenase complex. The record is from RefSeq and is a predicted model, not a curated record. The transcript has 13 exons. Gene Ontology annotation, biological process: tricarboxylic acid cycle. Gene Ontology annotation, molecular function: dihydrolipoyllysine-residue succinyltransferase activity.